Molecule: messenger RNA, 870 nt
Organism: Rhipicephalus microplus (southern cattle tick)
Lineage: Eukaryota; Metazoa; Arthropoda; Arachnida; Ixodida; Ixodidae
Product: serine/threonine-protein phosphatase PGAM5, mitochondrial
Biological process (GO): peptidyl-threonine dephosphorylation; positive regulation of mitochondrial fission
Cellular component (GO): mitochondrion
Molecular function (GO): protein serine/threonine phosphatase activity
Source: RefSeq, a predicted model, not a curated record
AUGGUGGAAAACAUCGCCAAAGCAGCGGGCAUGCUCUGCGGCAGCGUGGCUGGUCUCAUGGUGUACCGCGAGAAAGCCAAGAGGAACCAGGUGCGCUCCUUUUGGACGGCCGACCUCCAGCCCUCCUCGCAGUGGGACUUCAACUGGGACCGGAGGCGUCUCAUGGUGGCGAUCUUUGUGCGUUUUUUGCCCAGAAUGGAGCCUCAGAGCGGUACGAGGCCUCCGCUGGAUUCGUCUGAAGAAGAGAGGCGUCGUUUCUUGGAAGACGUACAGACGGCGAAGUCUACCGCAACGCGCUAUCUCUACCUCAUUCGUCACGGAGAUUUCAACCUGUACGAGCCCGAGGACAGCGAACGCAAGCUCACAGCGCUUGGACGCAGACAGGCCAACCUCACUGGCGCACGGCUGCAGCAGCUGGGCAUCCCUUUCUGCCAGAUCACUCACUCGAACAUGACGCGUGCAGUCGAGACGGCCGACAUCAUCCACCAGUACAUGCCCCAUGUACCGGUCUACCAGUGCGAACUCAUCCGGGAAGGAGAACCCAUUCCUCCUGAGCCACCGUAUGGAAUUUGGAAGCCGCAAGCCAAGUUCCUGACCGAUGGAUACCGCAUAGAGGCUGGCUUCCGGAAGUUCUUCCACCGCGCUCUACCGGACCAGAAGCAGGACUCCCACGAGAUCAUCGUCUGCCACGCCAACGUCAUCCGAUACUGCAUUUGCAGGGCUCUGCAGAUUCACCCCGAAGCCUGGUCCCGCAUGAGUCUCGGUAACUGCAGCAUCUCCGUGGUGAAGAUCGCGCCCACUGGACGGGUCACCCUGCGCGCCCUGGGAGACCAAGGCCACCUGCCUGUCCCGUUCAUCUCGACAAGCUAG